Xiphophorus hellerii (green swordtail) is the source of this 2798-nucleotide messenger RNA. Its product is annotated as gastrula zinc finger protein XlCGF57.1-like. Bases 125 to 1408 code for a protein of 427 amino acids. Gene Ontology annotation, cellular component: transcription regulator complex; PcG protein complex; chromatin. Lineage: Eukaryota; Metazoa; Chordata; Actinopteri; Cyprinodontiformes; Poeciliidae. Gene Ontology annotation, biological process: regulation of transcription by RNA polymerase II. The record is from RefSeq and is a predicted model, not a curated record. The transcript has 2 exons. Gene Ontology annotation, molecular function: DNA-binding transcription factor activity, RNA polymerase II-specific; RNA polymerase II cis-regulatory region sequence-specific DNA binding.
UGAAAGGCAUUUGUAAACGAAGGCACCGUUAACGCUUUUGUUUUGCCGUCUCGCGGGUCCAAACCAACCGAAGGCUGGCUUGAACCCAGUGAAUUACACCAACGUAGCGACCUUGAAAGCCACCAUGGAGGCUCGUUUCAACCCCAAGGUUCUACUACACAGAUUAGAUGUUCAACAGUUAAUGGUAGUUAAAGAAGAAACUUCUGAUGACCACAAACCUUGUGUUGACCUGUAUGACCCAGAGCCCCACCACGUAAAAGAGGAACAGGAGGGAAUCUGCAUUAGUCUGUGGGGAGGGCAGUUCAGUGGGAAGGAGAAGAUUGAUACCUUCAAGUUUCCAAUCACUGCUAUUGCCAUAAAGACAGAAGAUGAUGAACAUCCCCCUCUGCUCUCGCAGUUUUAUCAAGACCAAAUUAAAUACAGAGCGUUUCCAGAAGAGAACGAUGAAUGGGAAUCCAUCAAGAUAGAAGAUCAUGGGGAUGGUUUCAACUCCUUAGAGCCCGAAGACACUGAGAGGGAUGAAGAGGACGAUGAUGAUGUAAAGUACCCCGUCUCUGAGCUGACACACUUGUCAGACUCUGGACUGAAAACUAAAAACAUGGGCAGUGAAUGGAAGGAGAGUAGAGCUCCUGAGUCAGAGGAAGACCUUGUUGACCGAGUUUUAAGCGUCUCUGAAAUUACCGAACAACUUUUCCGUUGUUAUUCUUUCCAGAGACAUAUGGCAGAUUCAGAAACGGGACAUUUAAGCUCCUUGGGUGACAGUGGAUUGAAAGAGAAGGAAAUCGUGGACUUAGAAGUCCAGACAGGAGAAAAGUUUCACUGUGAAGACUGUGGAAAAAUGUUCAGUCAUGAACGAACUUUAAACGCACACAUGAGAAUCCACAGGGAACCUAAACCUUACUGUUGCGUUCUCUGUGGAAAUGGAUUUAGCACAAAAUCAAGUCUAAACAGACACAUCAGAGUCCACACAGGACAGAAACCUUACUGCUGUGAUCUCUGUGGCCGUAAAUUCUCUCAAAAGGGACAUUUGGCGCAACACGUGGUGCUCCACACCGGACAGAAACCCUUCUGUUGUGAUGUCUGUGGACAAAGAUUUAGCCUGAAAACAUGUCUAACCAGACACAUGAGAGUCCACACAGGAGAGAAAUCUUACUGUUGCAGCAUCUGUGGAUAUAGAUCUUCUCAAAAAGGACAUUUAGCACAACACAUGGUCGUCCACACUGGAGAGAGACCUUUCCAUUGUAAUCUCUGUGGACAAAGAUUUACAGGGAAAUCAAGUUUAAAGAAACACACGAGAAUCCACACAGGUCAAAAACCUUUCUGUUGUUAUCUUUGUGGACACAGGUUUACACAAAAAUCGAACUUAAAUGCACACAUGAAAAUCCACGCUAACAGGGAAGUUGCUUAGUUAUGAAUAAACAAACUGCAAAGCUGCAGUCGACUGUAAAAUAUUUGAUUAGUUGUUGGUUUUAGCGUUUCUCUUGUGAUAAAUUUUUGUAUAUUUCAGAAAUUAAAGAAAUAUGACUUUGCUUCACAGCCCUAUCCUGACGCCUUGAUAUUGACCUGUGUCUCUAAGAAACUCCCCCUUCAGCAUGUCGUCACAAUGCUCCCCCAUGAUUCCUUUUACAACUGAGAAGUUGUUUGUAAAAACUCAAAACGUUUUGAAUUUUGAGAGAAAUGUCAGAAUUUUUAGAAAAGAGUCAGAUUUUUUUUCCCAGUAGCUCUAAUCCUUUUCCAUAGGUUACUGCCCCUAUUUUAGAUAUGAUACAUUUUUACUUUAUUCCAGACAAGUCCCACAGACUCUUGAGGUGGCUGCAGUUAAACAGCUGCCUCAUGAAACCUCUUGAUCAAGAUGAGUUCAUAAAUUAGACCUUCAGUGGUGUGGAAAAGUUUUCUCCCCUUCCUGGUUUCCUGUUGUUGGCCUGCUGGUCACACUUGAGUGUUUCAGAACAUCAGAUCAAACUUGUUUAGGUUACAACAGUUUGUUUUGUAGCUGGGCCAGUCCUAAAGUGGCCCAGGUGCAAAAAGAAAGAAAGAAAGAAAAAAGCAUGGAAAUCAGCCAUUGUUGAAGUUUCACAAAUCACACGGUUGGUUUCAAAUAUUCUCCAAUUGAUAUAAUAUUAUAGUGUUUUAGUUUUUAAACUAGAACAAGUUAAAGAUACUUUGGGUUGUGAAAAAUGUAUUUCUGCAUUUUUAAUUAUGUCAGGAUUGGUCCUCCAAAGUACUAUAGCGUAGCUUAUUAUUUGGUAGGGUUCUUUUUAUGACAGAAAAUGCAUAAAAAAAAAUUGUAGCAUGUAGUGUCUCUUAAAUGACAGCAGGUGUCAGUAAUAGGUUGACUUCCUACAUGCAAGAAUUCACCGCCAAUUGAAAUCUGAAUGUUAGAAAGUCAAUUUUUAAACAUCUGUGUAUCACUCAUUUUGGUUAGGAUCAUCAGUGAUCAGUUUUAAUAUUUUAAAAAUGCAAACAGUCCCUUAAAGUGAACUCAGCUUAGUACCUCUCAAAUGCUGAGGCCACGGCAUCAGUUAAAACUAAUCUAUAUAUUUUUAUGUUGUAUUUUAGUUUUGCAUGUUGUAAAAAUACCUGUUGGAAAAACACUACUGCUUGACCUUUGCCCAUUUUGGACAGUGAAAAUGAGUUGAGCCAACCUAUGUGCUAAACAUCCUUUUAAUUCCACAUUUCUGUAUUUUUUAUCAAUCUGACUUAAUGUUCUAAUCUAAAUAUGUUGUAUUUUGAUUCGCUUUAAAUGGAAAAUCAUCAUAAUUAACUGAAAUAAAAGCUUAACAUCACUGUGUAAUUAA